This is a messenger RNA of Plasmodium gallinaceum, 1002 nucleotides long. Its product is annotated as fam-e protein. NCBI's taxonomy places the organism in Eukaryota, Apicomplexa, Aconoidasida, Haemosporida, Plasmodiidae. Bases 1 to 1002 code for a protein of 333 amino acids. The record is from RefSeq and is a predicted model, not a curated record. The transcript is spliced from 2 exons.
AUGGCACUUCUAUAUAACAAGGGAUGCAAAAAAUCUAAUAACAACCUUAGUAACUGUGAUAUGCAUUUAUGUCCUAUAUAUGGAGGUAUAUACCAAACUAUACAUUGUAGUCCUGCUUUCAUUCCAGCUGAUGUAAGGUAUCUUCCAAGUGACCUUUCAAAAAAUGAAUUUCUACUUGAAAAUUUUAACUCUGAAGGAGAUAAUUAUAAGGUAACUGUUCUUUCAGAAAAUGAGUCAGAAAAUAUUGUUUUUCUACUUGAAUAUAUUUCAGAUAAUUUAUUAUAUUUUAGAAGAGUAUAUUUAUGUCGUCUUAAAACACUAGAACAAAAAGUAACAUUGUGUGCUCUCGUUAAUGAUGAUUUAUUAGAAAAUACUAUUACGUUUAAUUCUUUUGACGUUAUUGAUAGAAAAAAUGAAAGAAGUCUAGUUAAAUUAAAAAGUUUGAAAAAUCCAAAACAUGAAACACUUAUGUUAGAUUAUAAAGAUAUAUAUUUUAGUAAGGAUGCCUGCUAUGUAACGGAAUUGGGUUUAGGAUCUUUAUAUGAUUAUGUUUGCAGAUAUUCCAUAUGUGAAAAGCAUCAUAAGGAUCAUAUGACAUGCAAAGAUGCUAAAUUUAAUGGAAAAGUGAUUCAUUUAGGGAAUCAUUCAAUUAUUAACCAAGAUAAAGAACAAGUAAUAUAUCUUCCAGAUAGUUGUUUAAAGCACAAAUUGAAAUUUGAAUGUACUCCUUAUUUUUGUGAAUAUAGUAAUAUGAAUGAAUUAAAACAAUGCAAAGGUUUAGAAAUUAGUGCUGUUAAAAAUGUAAUACCAAAACAUGAAGGAAGGGAUAUAACAGGGACAAAUUCUAAAUAUAUGAUUCAUAAAAGUAAUAAAGAUAUGUCCAUUUUGGCAGCAUCCUUUAUUCCAUUUUUAAUUCUUGUAAUUUUCAUUGCUUGUUACAUUUAUAGAGCUUAUAGAAGGAAUAGAAAAAGAGGAUUGAAAAAAAGAGACAAAGAACCAUAA